This is a messenger RNA of Mucor velutinosus, 309 nucleotides long. RefSeq lists its product as uncharacterized. NCBI's taxonomy places the organism in Eukaryota, Fungi, Mucoromycota, Mucoromycetes, Mucorales, Mucoraceae. The transcript has a single exon. The coding region runs from base 1 to 309 and encodes 102 amino acids. The record is from RefSeq and is a predicted model, not a curated record.
AUGUUUGCAUAUAAAAAGGCAACAUAUUCACUUUUAUCCUCCAUCAACAUUACUACUAUUCAAUAUAACACAGUGGCUGCUCGCGCAUUCUUCAUUCUUGCUAUUAUUGCUACAUUUAUCUGUUUUAGUAUGGCAGCCCCUACUUGCUCAUCCAAGAAAGCUCGUACCAAGGCAGCUACUCUCUCAACCUGCAAUGAAGGGCGUCUUCCUGCUGCCAUUUUCCCUGAUCUCUCUGGAUACAAGCUUGCCAAGACCAACAGCUUAGAAGAUGGUCUCAAAGCUAUGGCUAAGCAAAACGGCAAAGUCUAA